Rhineura floridana is the source of this 2770-nucleotide messenger RNA. RefSeq names its product INSM transcriptional repressor 1 (gene INSM1). Gene Ontology annotation, molecular function: DNA-binding transcription repressor activity, RNA polymerase II-specific; RNA polymerase II cis-regulatory region sequence-specific DNA binding. Gene Ontology annotation, cellular component: nucleus; transcription repressor complex. Gene Ontology annotation, biological process: neuron differentiation; negative regulation of transcription by RNA polymerase II; regulation of cell cycle process. NCBI's taxonomy places the organism in Eukaryota, Metazoa, Chordata, Lepidosauria, Squamata, Rhineuridae. The record is from RefSeq and is a predicted model, not a curated record. Bases 355 to 1737 code for a protein of 460 amino acids. The transcript has a single exon.
CAAAGCCCAGGGAGCAGCCGCGAGAAGCGCUGAUUGGCUCCGGGCGGAGCAGGAGGCACGAACAAUGCUGUCCUCCCCCCUUAAAAAGCGGGCGGCGAGGCUGGGCGACUGGGGGGGCAACACCACAAGGAGCAGGAGGCGGCGGUGCGCUGGUGGGGGUGCCCGGGGAGCCGCACAGGACGAGCGCGCCAAGUAAGGCCGAGGCUCCCUCUCUCCCUGACUGAGCCAAAGCCAGCCGCGUUGGCGGAGGGAGGACGGACUGACGGGAGGAGAAGCGCUUGAUGGUGGUGCCGCCGCCGCCGCUCCGAGGCUGAGGCAGGCAGGCGCCUUGGCACCUCCAGGAGCCGCCCGAGGAUGCCCCGGGGCUUCCUGGUGAAGAGGAGCCGCAGACCCACGCCCAUCUCUUACAGGACGCGCUGCUGCUGCCCGGCGGCGGCGGAGGGAGGCGACCCAGUGCAGCUUUUGGUGCCCCCGCCGAUCCCUCCUCAGUUACCCAGCUCGGGCUUUGCCUCGGAAUCCCCGGAGGUGGUGCCUCUUCCUGUGCCGGCGGUGCCGCUGUUCGGAACCCCCGACGGCCCCUCUGGUCCGGCGACCCUGCACAGCCCUGCGCGGGCUAUCAGCGAGGAGCGCAGCCUGCACCUGGGCUCGCCUGUUUCGGCCGAGUCCUUUCCGGCGCCGGAGCCUCUGUUCUUGGGCUCUGGGGGAGAGCUCAAGCUCUGGGCGGUCGCAGCUGCAGCUGCUGCCGCCGCCACCGGCCCGCCGCCUCCGCCUCCUCCUCCUCCUCCUCCUCCUCCAGCUCCCCAUCGCAGCCAUGGGCCGAGCCAGAGCGCAUCCAAGCGCCCUCAGGGCCGGAAGGCCAAGGCGGCCCGCAAAUUGCACUUCGAGGAUGAGGUGACGACGUCGCCUGUGCUGGGGCUGCGCAUCAAAGAGGGCCCACCGGAGCCUGCCUUGACGCCUCCGCAGCAGCAGCAGCAGCAGCAGGCGGGCACUGCUGCAGGUUGCCGGACGGGAAGCGCCCAGCCGCUGGGUGAAUUUAUCUGUCAGCUGUGCAAGGAGCGCUACCCGGACCCGCUGGCACUGGCGCAGCACAAGUGCUCCCGCAUCGUGCGCGUAGAGUACCGCUGCCCAGAGUGCGACAAGCUCUUCAGCUGCCCGGCGAACCUGGCGUCGCACCGCCGCUGGCACAAGCCCCGACCCCCCAGCGCCCCGGCCGCCAAGGCCAAGCCCGCCCCGGACGAGCCUACCAAGGGAGGGGGCAGCGGCAGUGAGAGGGACACGCCGAGUCCCGGGAGCGGCGGUGGCAGCAGCAGCAGCAGCGGAGGAGAGCCAGAGGCCGGCGCCGAGGAAUUUUCCUGCCCGCGUUGCGCCAAGCGCUUCCGCCGUCAAAGCGCCCUGCGCAAGCACCUGCCGGUCCACCACGAGCCGAUCGAAGGGCUGCCCCAGCCCCGGCAGCAUCCCGAGCCCUGCUCCGAAGAGGCGGCGGCGGCAGCAGGCCACAGCCCGCUGAGUUUGCCCGGAGAGUGCCAUCCGUGCCCCGUGUGUGGCGAGACCUUCUCCAGCAAGAGCGGCCAGGAGCGCCAUCUCCGCCUGCUCCACGCCGCCCAGGCCUUUCCCUGCAAGUACUGCCCGGCCACCUUCUACAGCUCGCCGGGCCUGACCCGGCACAUCAACAAGUGCCACCCGUCGGAGAACCGGCAGGUCAUCUUGCUCCAGGUGCCCGUGCGCCCAGCCUGCUAGAGGGAGCCCAGCUGUGCCUUCGCCUGCAGCACCAUCGUCGCCCGCCCCCCGAUAUGCGGGACGGAGGGGAACCACAGGACUUCGCAGCCAGCCUGCCCCCCCAAUCCGGAGUCAGCUCGCAACCACCGACCCUCUGCAACCAUCGCUGCUGUUGCCGUCGUCCCGUAGGACUCUCUUCCUUGUUGCUCCUGUACAUCCAUCAGAUGGUGUUUAAGGCCUCUCCCUCCCUCUUUUCUUAUGCUCCCCUGAAGGCGCAGACUCUGGAGCUGUCCCCCUCACACACACACUACUGCACUCAAGGGGGCUACUCCAGACUCCAGAGUCUCGGGGUUGGUUUAAAGAUUCCCUUUCUUUCUCUCUGUCUCUCCCCCCCCCCAAGUCAAUCUUGAGGAAUUAUGAUGGAUGCCUUUACAUUUCACAGGCUAUGAACUGAACCUUUACCCACUUGAUUAGCUUUAUUAUGGCUUGUGAACCGCUGGGAUCUGGCUUUACCUUUUUGGUGUUUUUUAAGUUUUAUUUUGUAUGUGAACAAAAUCAAUCUGCUUAAAGAUAUAACUUUGGUUAGUAUAGCCACAAAUGCCUUGACUUUAUUGUUGUUUGUCUCCAGAAAAAAAUGUUGUAGAAGCUGCCUUAAUACUAUGACAUGCCAACCUUUUUGUGUUUGUUCCUUUUCGAAGUAGAACCAUAUGUUGACGCUUAUGUGUAUAUGUUGGUUUAUGCGUAAUUGUUAUUUAUUGGUUAUUUAUUAUUAAUUAUGGUGUUUAUAUCAUUUUUGAUGUGCUUUGCUUCUCUACUCUCCCCCUUCAACGCCCUUCCUCCUGCCAUUUCACUGUGCAUCUUUUUUUUUAAAAAGGGAUCUGUUGAAAAGGGUUUAACUUUUAUACCUAUAAUAAACAUACAAUUCUUAACCCUUUUCUUCUUGUUUCGAGGGCUCUCAGAUAGCUCAGCUUACUUUUAGAUGCAAUCUCUUUUCUACACACAUUAUUUUCUUAACUGUUAGCUAUUUAUAGAAUGCUUCAAUAGAACUGUUUUA